Menidia menidia (Atlantic silverside) is the source of this 2649-nucleotide messenger RNA. Lineage: Eukaryota; Metazoa; Chordata; Actinopteri; Atheriniformes; Atherinopsidae. The record is from the annotation of a GenBank genome assembly.
ACAGACGCGUUUGGUAUCCGUGUCAGCAGUAGUAAGUUUCAGUGCAAAGCGGCAAGCUCUCGCGUGAGCCCGGACCCAGAUUACUUCUACGUGAAUGGCCACAUGACUAUGGGAAGCCAAAAGGGUCAAAACUGAUUUCCCGCUCCUUUCGUUUGAGUUCUAGAUUUCUAAGAUUUAUUUAUACAAAUCAAUUUAUAUGAUGUAUCCAUGACAAUGUUUUUAAAGCUGUUACUUUAAUUUGUUUUUGUUAUAGGUAUGUAUGUUAAAGCAGUAACUGCUGUAUUUGAGUGUGCGAACAUGAUGCAUUGCCACGUAAAAUUAAUCUGAAGACAUUUUUUUGUGGAUCCUCUACUAAAACGUGUAAAGACUUGUCAUCUGGUCUUUGGAAUUCUCUGUGUGUUCGGUAAACAGAAGUCGUUAGCAGCUAGUAACGAAAGCUAACGUCAGCCGCCACCAAAGAUACAAUGUGAACCCAGAUGGUUGACUGCUGUCUCUUCCCCGAUCGCAAAACACGGGCCCUGACAACAAUUAAACGACUAUAUACGGUUUAGCUUGAAUAUAUAUCACAAAAAUAACAAAUGUACCAUUUCAAGUUUGUCAUCAGUCAAGUAUUUUCCGAAUAUUAGCUCAAUGCGUGCAACGUUUAGGAAGACCUCUUUGUUUCGUCUUCACUUUUAUUUAUUUAUUUUUUUACACUCCGCCACAACUUCCUUUCUGAUCCUGCACGACAGAACUUUGCCGUUUACUUGGCCGGGUUUUGACAUGCUUAUUAACGCGUUCGAGUUUGUUGUUCCUAAAUCAGUUAGUUUUUAUUAACGGUUCGGCUGUAUUACGUCUUUAUUUGAGACAAAAACCAAAACGGCCGAAGUGGGAGGUUAGCUAACAACUGAUUUCCAAUAGCAACAAUUAGCUGUCCGUUUAGCACGUUUGGGACCUUACACCGGUUGAAGAUGAGGAGGUCCAGAGGUGGAGGUGACGAGGACGCUCCCCGGCAGAACGGCUCCUCUGGCCGGAGGAGAGUCGAACAGCAGCACGGUGAUGGAGAAGAAGCCGGCCCUGACUUCAGCCCCGCUGGUCAGCAAGAAGAAGACGACGACAAUGACCUGGGUCUCAGGAGAGAAAUACGGAGCAAGUACAGAGAUCUCAUCAACUCAGUGCAACAAAAUAGGGAAGACAUGUUAAGUCCGUCCAACAACAGGCUUACAGAAGUGUUAGAAGAGGCGAACAAGCUUUUUAAAGAUGUGCGGCAGGCCAGAGAAGCGGCGCUGGAUGCCCAGCUCCUUGUCGUGGCCACGGACCUGGGGAAGGAGAAGGCCAGUCAGCUGUUUUCUGAAGGGAGCGCCUUUGAUUCCGCUACUUUUGCCGAGCACCUACCUUCACAGUUUGUGUUCCCAAACACGCUGCCUGGCCAGAUGGGAUCGAGACUUUUGGAGUUGUCCUUCAUGGGCCUCAACCGCCUGGAGGACGAGGAGGAUGAGCAGAACAGAGGUUCCGGUGGUUACUUGCCCAGAGAUGCCUGGCACAGACUGGCCAGGAGAGUACAGUGCUGCUUCAAGACUGCACCCUCUUUCCACUAUAUGAUGGGAUCUUUCUAUGCUGAGCCCCCUCCUCCAAAGCCGAGGAUAGAACGACAAAGGAAAGCACCCAGCAAGGAAGCCAAGAGAAUAAUGCCUACUCAGUUAAAGAAAAUGGAGGAGUCCCAUCAAGAAGCAACAGAGAAGGAAGUUGAGAGAAUCCUUGGAUAUCUGAAAAGUUACCACCAAGACGACCCAUCGCCAAUCUCAUACUACGAGUUUGUCAUAGACCCUAACUCCUUUUCCCGGACGGUGGAGAACAUUUUCCACACGUCCUUUCUCAUCAGGGAUGGUUUAGCUAGGAUCCACAUGGAUAAAGACCGGCUGCCUUGUAUUGAACCUGUGGAAGAGGAGGAUGUGGAUGCUGCAGGUUCAUUCAGCCGCCAACAGUGCAUCGUUUCCAUAAGCCCGAAGACGUGGAGGGAGCUCAUUGAAGUCUUUGAAAUCAAACACUCCAUAAUUCGACCUCCAGAAACACAGAACGAGUGACGGAGCACCUUAUCUUCCCUACAUGUUCUGCAGGUCCGAGCAAAUUUAUUUGCUUCAAGUCCUUUUUUUCCUUUUUUGUCGUUUUUAAAAAGAAAUAAAAUUCCUAAAGUUUUCCUUGUAGAACCCCUCCAUGGAAAAGUUUUUACAAACCCUGGUUUCACAUCUGUGUUCAAACGUGCCUUUGACCUGAUUUUAUACUGGUAGCAUUGUGUGAUGGCGUGGAGGGCUGGCAUCAAAGGACAUAUCAUUCCUGUGUUUAGAGCACCCAUCAGCUUUAUUUUUUUAUUUUAUCUUUUGGUUUAAAAGGCUGGAAAGCAGUGUGACAGCUACACAACUGAGAACAUCUGCAAGCACAAUUUUGGACUUACGGACUGUAAUUUUGACUCAGUCAGGAUGUUUUAUACUUUUAAAGCUUUUCUACUGAUGAUUUUCCAACUCGUCUUGUUUUAACUGCCACAUUUUUCUCUGCUCUGAAAUGUCAUUCUCUCAGAGGUAUAAUUGUAAAAAUAUAUUGUCCGAGUUCUUCAUUAUGUUGGUAUUGUACAAAUAUGUUUUGUGCUCAUUAAAAGUUUGUGUGACACACAUA